Messenger RNA from Daphnia pulicaria, 2254 nucleotides. RefSeq names its product solute carrier family 28 member 3-like. Gene Ontology annotation, biological process: nucleoside transmembrane transport. The record is from RefSeq and is a predicted model, not a curated record. Gene Ontology annotation, molecular function: nucleoside:sodium symporter activity. The coding region runs from base 160 to 2088 and encodes 642 amino acids. NCBI's taxonomy places the organism in Eukaryota, Metazoa, Arthropoda, Branchiopoda, Diplostraca, Daphniidae. Gene Ontology annotation, cellular component: membrane. The transcript is spliced from 11 exons.
GUAGUGCUUUGGUGCUGCCUAUCAACAGUCUGAUGUUUGAACGCGGUGGGACAACAUCCGGCUCCGCAAAACUCAUUAUUUUCCGGCGACAGCGGAUACUGGCGACAACUCAAACGUCUAAACAGUGACUGGAUCACCAGUCUGUUGAAGUAAACUUCAAUGGAACUAGGAAUAGUGAAUGGCGGGUAUGAUAUCCAAGUAGAAUUAAAUCUCCCGGAGGACCCGCAAGAAUCGAAUUACGGCACAUUACAAAUUUCACAGUUGAAGGCUCGAGAAGAAAGCGUCAAUGGAAGUCUUUCAAGAAAGAAACGGAGGAAAUCCAAGACCCCGACAGAACCCGAAGAAGGAACAGAAGAGGUGAAUCCGUCAUGUUCGUUCCUCGGCAAUGCACUGGAAAAAUUCUGGGCUCACUUGAGCGACUUUGCUGUUAAAAGAAAGUCGUUGGUUCGCUGGCUUGUCUACAUUAUCCUAGCCCUUCUUUACAACGCCUAUUUCAUAGCCAGCAUUUACUAUUCAAUUCAUAAUGGCAUCCCGAUGGACUGGUGCAACGGUGUCGGCUUGCUCAUCAUUAUUACUGUCAUCACCUACGUCAGCCUUUUCUACUUCCAAGUUGUGAAAAAGUUUUGGGGGAAAUCCAUUGAUCGAGCCGUUUUAACACCAAUCGCAGCGCAUUUUGAUCGCGUUUGGAAAUUCCGCUUGGUCCAGUAUGGUGUUUACUUGGUGAUUGUCGCUGCCUUGAUCACAUUCCUUGUUAUCGAUACAAAGGACGAACGAUAUCGACUUGUCUCUUUCUUUGGUUUACUUGUUUUCGUGCUUCUCGGUUGGAUUUUCUCCAAGCAUCCGUCCAAAGUCAAGUGGAGUCAUGUAACCUGGGGUGUGGGACUUCAGUUUAUUUUCGGAUUAAUCGUCUUGCGAUGGGAAUUGGGUCGCCAGGUUAUCCAGUGCCUCGGCGACAAAAUCACCAUAUUCCUCGAUUAUUCCAACGAAGGAUCAGGCUUCGUUUAUGGCUAUUUGGUUACCGAUAAAAAUAUGGCGGGAAUCGUUCUUGGAUCUGUUUUUGCCUUCAAGAUACUUUCAGUCAUCUUCUUCUUCAGCUUCUUCGUUAGCAUCCUUUACUACUAUGGCAUUAUGCAGUGGGUCGUCCAGAAAAUCGGAUGGCUCUUGCAAAUAUCCAUCGGUACCACGGCCGCCGAGUCUAUGAAUGCAGCUGGGAAUAUCUUUUUAGGCCAAACCGAGGCCCCUUUGUUAAUUAGACCCCUUCUUCCUAAAAUGACCAAGUCUGAGCUUCACGCCGUAAUGACGGGUGGAUUCGCCACCAUAGCAGGCGGAGUUCUGGCAGCAUUCAUCAGUUUUGGUAUCAGUGCAUCCCAUUUGUUAUCGGCAUCCGUCAUGUCUGCACCGGCCGCUCUAGCCUUUUCCAAACUCUUUUAUCCGGAAUCGGAGAAAUCACAAACUAAAGCUGGAGACGUGAAAAUUCCUAAAGGGACGGAAUCCAACGCCCUCGAUGCGGCCGCCCAAGGAGCAGCUAAUGCCGUCUUUUUGGUACUGAAUAUCAUCGCCAAUUUAAUUGCCUUUUUAGCUUUCAUCGCCUUCCUUAAUGGAAUCAUCUCAUGGUUUGGUGGUCUUCUAGGAGCUCCAUACGUCACGUUCGAAUACAUCAUGGGCAAGAUUUUUAUUCCCGUCGCUUGGUUGAUGGGUGUGCCCGCAGCCGAGUGUGAUCUAGUGGCCAACCUUGUGGCUCUCAAGACUAUCGUCAAUGAGUUUGCAGCUUACAGCAAGCUAUCGGAAUACGUGGCACAAGGAAUCAUUUCGAAACGAGCUGAGACGAUCGCUACCUACGCCUUGUGUGGCUUCUCGAAUCCCGGGUCGAUUGGGACCCAGAUAGCCGCUCUUUCCACCAUGGCACCCGAACGUCAGAGCGACUUGGCCCAGGUGGCCUUUCGAGCAUUUGUAGCGGGCAGUGCAGCCUGCUUUAUGACUGCAUGCAUCGCAGGCACUCUUAUAUCAUCCGUCUCUGACACACCAGUAUCCACUACCUUUGCACCUUCAACUUUUUCUUUCACUCCCAAUAUGACAGCCGUGUUCUAAAGUUGUUGUUUUAAAAAAUUAUUCCUGUCAACUGCUGUAGACUUAACCACAGCUGACUAUUGUAAAUUUGUAAUAAACAUAUGGCUUCAUAUCAAAAUAAGUAGUCAUAAAUAAUUGUAACACGACCGCUGAUUGGUCGUCGUUCGUAGAUAGCCAGUCGUUUGUG